This is a messenger RNA of Lathyrus oleraceus (garden pea), 1735 nucleotides long. RefSeq lists its product as uncharacterized. NCBI's taxonomy places the organism in Eukaryota, Viridiplantae, Streptophyta, Magnoliopsida, Fabales, Fabaceae. The transcript has 3 exons. The coding region runs from base 278 to 1735 and encodes 485 amino acids. The record is from RefSeq and is a predicted model, not a curated record.
UUUAAUUGAUGUUGUGGAUGUUUGUACACUAACAUAACAUUGUUUUGUAGGUGUUGGAGCUUGGGCUUAAGCCUUGAGCUUGCUUUGUGUUGUAUUGUUUAAACUGUUUGUUUGCUGUAUAGUUUGUCUGAUUGAGUACUGACUGAGUUUGAUUGUUUCCAGGUACUUUAGUUGCUCAGUUCCUUGUGAACUAUUGCUUUGCUUUGCUUUGCAUAAGCAACUUGCAUUGAGGGACACUUUUGAUCGAGAUUCUGGUUGAGAGACUUUCUGUUUAGAGAUGAGGACCGGCCUGAAAUACAACAUUGCCUACAGUUUCUUCGAUCCAGAGAUUGGUGUGCUGAAGGAGAUGAUAGCAUUGAUCACUCCCGACCAUGUGGGGACGUUUAGAGAGGCAUAUGGCGGUAUCCUGAAGAUGGUUUUCAGGCUCACUGAAAGUGACAGAAGCGCCAUCCAUACCCUUCUCCAGUUUUAUGACCCGGGGCUGAGAUGCUUUGUAUUUCCAGAUUAUCUGUUGGGACCUCUGAUGGAGGACUAUGCUGGCAUCCUGAGUAUUCAGAUCCGUGAUCAGAUUCCGUUCCAUGUCACCAGAGCAGAGCCUGAUGUCCUUGGAAUUUCACGUGCUCUUUAUUUGAGUCCGGAAAUGGUCAAGGAAGGAUUGAAGGAAAAGGGGAAGUUACCCGGUUUUCAUUUGAGUUUCUUGGAGGCUAAUACCAAGGAACAUGCUGCUAUGGGUAACUGGAAGACGGUGUGCGCAUUGAUUGCUGUGAGCAUUUAUGGGAUUGUUUUGUUUCCUAAUCAGAAGAAUUUUGUGGACUAUAAUGCUAUCAGAUUGUUCAUGCAGAAGAACCCUAUUCCUACUCUGGUCGGGGAUGUUUACUAUUCAGUGCAUAACAGGAAUGAGAAGAGGCGUGGUGGCUUGAUCAGAUGUUGUUCCCAGUUGCUCUUCAAAUGGUUCAUGGGGUAUUUGCCUUCUCGAGGUGCCUUCGUUCAGAUGGAUCCUAGUGUCAAGUGGUCCUUCAGGUUGAUGGGUCUGCGGGCUGAUGAUAUUUCUUGGACUCAUAAUGGUUUGGCUGGCCGGGAUCUUAUAUGCAGUUGUGGGAGUUUACCUAAUGUGCCUUUGGUAGGAGUUCAGGGUUGCAUUAAUUACAACCCAAUGCUUCUCAGGAGACAGAUGGGGUUUGCUAUAGAGGGUCCUCCUCUCGGGCAAGAGAUUCAGGAGUCCUUCUAUUUCCCGAUUGAUGGUAACCAGACUAAGCUGAGGCAGGUAUUGGAUGAGUGGCGUGACAUUCAGAGGAAGGGUAAGGUUCCUUAUGGGGAAGUUAACUGUCGGUAUUUUCCACUAUUCAAAGAUUGGUUGCGAAAGAGGAUUGAAGCUACAUUUCUACCAUUUCCUGGAGGUGAUCCUGCGUGUCCUAUGAUUGAGGGUCCAAGUUCUUCUGUCAGCAUGGAAGAAUUCCUUGAGAUGAAGAGGGCCAGAGACCAGUUACUUGCAGAGAAAGUUGAGUUGGAGAGAAGUGUUGCUCGUUUUCAGGCAGUUAAUCAGGAGAUCAAGGUAAAGAUGGAAGAACAAGACAAGCGACAUGCUUUGGAGGCCAAACGCUUCGAAAUGGAUACAGCCUACUAUGGGGAGAUCAGCCAAGCUUUAGCAUCAUCCAACCGGGAGCACGACAUCACGAGGGAGAAGCUGUUCAGGGCAUCGAAGGAUCGAGAGACAAAGUGUCCUUCCUAUGAAUAG